Messenger RNA from Paramecium pentaurelia, 1366 nucleotides. The record is from the annotation of a GenBank genome assembly. Lineage: Eukaryota; Ciliophora; Oligohymenophorea; Peniculida; Parameciidae.
AUGAAUUUAUUAGAUGAUUUAGAAAAUAAUGGAACUCAAUAAAUGGAUUUACUUAAUUUUGAGUAUGAUUCCUAUAAUCAAUUAAUAGUCAUUAAUCUAAUAUGAUACCAAAUGUAGAUUUUUAUAAUGCAAUUGUGAUUAAUGAAUUUAUGAAUAAUCGUAUUGUAGAAGUCAAAGAUGGUGAAGUAGUAAAGGAAGGAUAUAUAACUAAAUAUAAAUUAUAUCUAGUAAGAACAAAAAAAUAAGGAGGGGAUUGGGAAACUGAAGUAUCAAGAAGAUUUAGUGAUUUUGAAUGGUUAUACUAAGAAAUGAUUAAUAAAUAUGGAGGAUACAUAAUUCCUGCUAUUCCUGAAAAGCAUUUACUUACUAAAGUUAACUUAGCUAGUUAUGAAGUAUCAUUUUGUGAUUUAAAAUUUAAACAAAUAGUUUUCUGAAAAGAGAAGGAAAGACCUUUAAUAAUUUCUAUAAAGAAUACUUAAUCAUCAUCAUUUAAGAUAUGUUCCAGAAUUAAGAAUUUUUAUUGAAGAUAAAGAAAAAGUACUAUUAAAAAAAUGAUUUAUUAGUUUAUUUCUCUUUUGAAAGGGGAAUUAGAAUAAAAUAAAACAAUUGAAUAAAAAUAUGAUAAUCUUUUACAAUCAGUUAAAAGUUUAUGGCAUAGUAGUACAAUGACAACGAAAGGAUAAGAUCCAACAAGAAUGUUUGAUGGAGGUGAAAAAGAUUUAACAUAUGAUGAAACACUUCUUUUAUCUUUGUCUAUGAAAGGUAGCAAAUUAAAAACUGUUGUUGAGGAACAUAUAAUUACAUUAAGAGAGGAAGCUAAAACAUUAAAUGAUUAAAAUGAAUCUCUCUAUUCUUGGAGUAAUAUAGAAAUAAUAUAAUUAUUAGAUGGUUUAGGAUCUGCAAGUGAAGAAGAUAUUUCAUAAUUUAAAUAAUUGAAGUAUAACAAUGAAAUCAGACAAAGAAAAAUUAAUAGAGAAAUUGAAGAUAUUGAUAGAAAAUUUCUGCAUAAAUUAUAAUAUAGUUUAUUUGAAAUAGAAUGGGCAUUGACUGCUUGUAAAAGAAGGAGAAAUUUAUAAUAACAAUUAUUGAUAGAUCAAUAAAGAAUAGAUCAACUUAAAAUGUAAUAUACAGAUAAUUCAAGCAGAGUAUUUAUUACAAUAAUUCAUAGAGAGAUUUAGAAAUGGAUGUAUUAAAAACUAAAUAUUAAAAAAAUAAAGACAGAAGUGAUAAAAUGUCCAUUAUUAUGUAAGAUGAAUUAUUGAGUUUCAUUUCAGAAAUGAAAUAAUAAUUAAAAUCCAUCCUUGAAGAAUGGAGAUCUAUUAUGAAAACAUUAUCAAAGAAUAUUAUUGAAGAUGAAAAUGAAUGA